AUGUCCACUAUUAAGACUUUAAUUGGUGUGGCCAUAAAGAAGCAGUGGUCUCUGUUCCAGCUUGAUAUCAGUAAUGCUUUCUUGCAUGGUGAUCUUGAUGAAGAGGCUUUCAUGAAGCUUCCCCCUAGUCUGUCUGUUCCUGCCUCCACAUCUUCUUCUACAUCUUUGGUCUACAAGCUCCAAAAAUGCUUUUAUGGGUUGCGGCAAGCUUCUAGACAAUGGUAUGCUAAGCUAUCUCAAGCCCUCUCUUCUAGAGAUGACAUCAUCUUAACCGGUAUUGACUUGACAGAAAUUUCUGUCCUAAAGAGCUAUCUCCAUGAUCGGUUCAAAAUCAAGGACUUGGUCUCCUUAACUACUUUCUUGUUGAAAGCCAAGGAAGGUGAACUUUUACCUAAACCUGAAGAGUAUACAAGUGUUAUAGGCAAGCUGAAUUUUUUAACCCAUACCAGACUUGACCUCAGCUUUGCAGUCCAGCAUUUGAGUCAGUUCAUGCAGCAGCCUUGCCUCCCACACAUGAAGGCUACUCUUCACCUUCUCAGAUAUCUCAAGGGUUCUGCUGAUUCAGAGAUCUUUUACAAUAAUGAUCCUGAUAUGUCUUUGAAGGUAUUUUAUGAUAGUGACUGGGCCUCUUGCCCUAACAGUAGGAGGUCAGUCACUGGUUUCUGCAUCUUCCUUGGUGGUAGUUUGGUGGGUUGGAAGUUUAAGAAGCAACCUGUGAUUUCUCUUUUCUCAACAGAAGCAGAGUACAGAUCCAUGAGCAAGGCAGUGACUGAAGUCACUUGGUUGUCCAGGCUGUUCUAUGAUUUUGGUGUGCUUCUUCCCUCACCUGUGCCUAUAUUUUGUGAUAGCUAG
Nicotiana attenuata is the source of this 852-nucleotide messenger RNA. RefSeq lists its product as uncharacterized. The record is from RefSeq and is a predicted model, not a curated record. The coding region runs from base 1 to 852 and encodes 283 amino acids. The transcript is spliced from 3 exons. NCBI's taxonomy places the organism in Eukaryota, Viridiplantae, Streptophyta, Magnoliopsida, Solanales, Solanaceae.